CAUGAAUAUCAUACCCACGAAACCAUUGCGCAUUGGGUCGUCGUCCUAGGAAAAUAUUUGUUCGAAUCAGCGAUAAGUGAAGAUUGGACGUGGGACAAGGUUUUAUUACGACGACUACGAUUGCGGCACACGGAAUUUAAUUACUACUGGGACAAGAACUGCGUGGAAAGUUGAGUUGAAAUUGUAAUUGAAAUCCAGAGGGAGGAAAGGAAAGCUCCUCCGAGAGGUUGGAGAAGAGGUUUGUGUUGUGAUUGGAUUUACGGGUUGGGUUUGCGAUUGUAUCCGCGUUUGUGUCUGCAUCUGCGGCUGAAUAGUUGAAUAUUUUUGCUACAGCGACGAAACGCGCAUCAGUAUCCUAGGACAAUAUCUGCGAGGGUUGAGAUUGAGGUUGAGAUUGGAAGUGCACACAAACAGAAGCAAAGUCGCAAUUGGGUGUAGGUUCAAGCUCUCAAAUAUAAAUAUGGCAGGAAACACAGCUAGAGGAACGAGAUACUCUCCUACUACCUCAUUUACGAAAACUACGAUAACCUCUCCAACCACCACUAUCCCCCCAUCAUCAAUCUUCGUCCAAGUGCAACAAGCGCAAACCAUGCGUCUCGCCUCCUCCUCAUCCCCCAGCACACCCCCUCGUACCUCGCCUCCACCACCCUCAAAAUCAACCUCCAAACAAACACCCCUCAAAUCCCUCCCCCUCAAAUCCCUCAACCAAUCCAUAACCUCGCGUCUAACCACUCCCGCCGGAGCGCGCCCUUUGAUGCGAAAAGGAGACAAACCCUUACCGGGAAAUUAUCAGAGUGUGGCUAGGAGGGUUACGAUGACGAUUGUUGCGCUGCCGAUUUUGUUGGUUACGAGUUGGGUGCUUUGGGAUAGGUGUUAGUGUUUCCUUUCUUUUUUGCUGUUUUGAUUUUUUUGCUUUUGUAGUGGCGGGUAGAGAAGAAGAGAGGGGAAAAUUUAUGUCUGAAUAUAUGCUAAUUAUUCGUGUGAGAUAGUGGUGCUAGGACAAGAGCAGAAAUCACUUAUUCGUGAACCCCCGGUUGUUCCUGGACCACCGAUGGCUGCGGAGAUGGAGGCUCGGAAUAAUAGGGGAUGAGGGAAUUUGUUUGGAUAUGGUGAUUUAGUGGAGGAUAUGAUGGGAUGAGUUCUAUGAAUUUAUGAAUUCUUUGAGUUGAUAUGAGAGAUGCAGAGUGGAGUAUGGUUAUUCUCAUAUCUGCUCGUCCCGAAACUUGGUUAUAGAAGAUAUAUAGUGCGGGAUGGGACUUGUCGGUUUGUGGAUCGUAGAUGGAUUGUAUAUGGCUGGCCGAUGGCGUAUA
Messenger RNA from Sclerotinia trifoliorum, 1310 nucleotides. The record is from the annotation of a GenBank genome assembly. NCBI's taxonomy places the organism in Eukaryota, Fungi, Ascomycota, Leotiomycetes, Helotiales, Sclerotiniaceae.